This is a messenger RNA of Cordyceps fumosorosea ARSEF 2679, 1020 nucleotides long. RefSeq names its product V8-like Glu-specific endopeptidase. The record is from RefSeq and is a predicted model, not a curated record. The transcript has a single exon. Gene Ontology annotation, molecular function: serine-type endopeptidase activity. The coding region runs from base 1 to 1020 and encodes 339 amino acids. Lineage: Eukaryota; Fungi; Ascomycota; Sordariomycetes; Hypocreales; Cordycipitaceae. Gene Ontology annotation, biological process: proteolysis.
AUGUAUAAACUCGUCGCCUGCCUAUUCGCCGCGGCGAUUGCGACAACUGCACCCGCAGCCACCGAAACCAUCACGGAGCAUCCCUACGUCACGACCGCCGCCGAGGACGAGCGCGUCCGCAGCUACUGGACCCCCGAGCGCGUCGCCGCCAUCCCCGGCAACCCGGUGCUGCACGCCGAACCGCCGCCGAUCCCCGCCGACGAGCAGCCGUACGGCGCCGAGUUUGCCAGCCAAAACACCAUCGUGCCCACCGUCGGCCGCAUCCUGAGCACCGGCCGGCUAUCCAACGGCACCGCGCUCGACGGCAGCUGCACGGGCACGCUGCUGAGUACCAGGAGCCCUGACGGCGCGGCCGUCGUCGUGACGGCCGGCCACUGCAUCUUCGGCGCGCCGACCGGCCACGGAGGCGCCUGGAUGAGCAACGUGCUCUUCGUGCCCGCCUUCCGCGACGGCGCCGGCGUCGCCAACUUCACCGUACACAGCGCCUACGCCUCGAGCCUGUGGGUGGCCGACCCCGGCUUCGACACGGAGAUCUACGACCGGGCGUUCCUCCUGCUGAACCCUGGCCCGGCGUCGUCGUCGAGCCACGCCGAGAGCGUCGGGCAGAGUAUCAGGUUCCGCGACGCCGCGCCGGAGAAGCCGUACAAGCCUCGCUGGCUGUUCGGCUACCCGCGUGACAACACGGACGGCGCCAGGGACGCCCUCCGCUACGGUACGCCCGCGUUUACCGGUCGCCGGCUGGCGGCGUGCAGCGGGACGCCCACGUUCUGGGGCCCGGACCCCAGCAUGCUCCAGGUUGCGUGCUACAUGGGCGGCGGCGCCAGCGGCGGCCCGAUCAUGGAGGACUACGACCCAAGCACUGGCAACGGCGCGAUUGUGGCCGUCAACACCUUUGGCGGGUUCGGGUCGGAUGCCUUCAAGAACAGGAACAUGACGACGUUGGUCGGUACGCCGGUGACGGACAGCUUCUCCAAGGAAAUGUUUGAGCUUGCGCAGAGCAAGAUUCCUGUACUCGAGUAG